Pollicipes pollicipes is the source of this 426-nucleotide messenger RNA. RefSeq names its product cuticle protein 7-like. The transcript has a single exon. Gene Ontology annotation, cellular component: extracellular matrix. NCBI's taxonomy places the organism in Eukaryota, Metazoa, Arthropoda, Thecostraca, Pollicipedomorpha, Pollicipedidae. The annotation marks the transcript as partial. The record is from RefSeq and is a predicted model, not a curated record.
GCCUUCGACUACUCGGUCAGCGACUACGAGUCGGGCUCCAAGUUCGCCGCCAACGAGAACAGCGACGGCAAGCAGACGUCCGGCUACUACACGGUUGCCCUGCCCGACGGCCGCGUCCAGACGGUCAAGUACACGGUCGACGACUACGCUGGCUACAACGCCGAGGUCACGUACGAGGGCGAGGCCCAGUAUCCGGAGGAGCCCGAGUACAAGGCCGCCCCUGCUCCCGUCUACAAGGCUGCUCCCGUCUACAAGCCCGCUCCCGUGUACCAGGAGCCAGAGCAGGAGCCCAUCUACGCCUACCGCCCAGUCCAGAAGUACAGCAACUAAGCUCUGAGCUUCAGGAUAUCACUCUUUUUUAAAACAUAUUUAUUGUGUGACUGGUUUAAAGGCUUCAUCGUUUGAUGUUCUGAAGCACCAAAUACA